This is a messenger RNA of Coccinella septempunctata (seven-spotted ladybird), 957 nucleotides long. RefSeq lists its product as uncharacterized. The transcript has 2 exons. The record is from RefSeq and is a predicted model, not a curated record. NCBI's taxonomy places the organism in Eukaryota, Metazoa, Arthropoda, Insecta, Coleoptera, Coccinellidae. Bases 176 to 880 code for a protein of 234 amino acids.
UUUGUAGUACAUGCCUCUCAAUCGAAAACCCAUCAAGUCUGAGAGACGGCGUUAAUAUUACUUUCACUUCGAUGAUAUUAUCAUGUAGAAUAUCAUAAAAUAGAGUUUUGAAUACGGUCUUAAAAGAUUGGACGGUUUGAAUUUAUCGUUUAUCAGUGAACAAAUUCUGCUCGCGAUGGAACGUUUGUACAUUCUGCUACUAUUCUAUUCUUCUGUGUACUGCCAACUGCACCAUACAGAAUACACCUCGGUCCAGAUAAACAGAACAUUGGAGAAAGAUGAAAUACCCAAAAUUUCUCUACCUGUACCAGUGACAGACACACCCGCUGUUAAAGCUGCUAGAAAAGCUCAUGAAAAAGCGUACAAUUUUUUGAAAUCUGUCUUCUCAUCUGCAGGAACUUCUAAUAUACAUAACCAAAGGGAGGAGAAACAAACUCAUAUUUCGAAAAAAUAUCCUGUCAACCAAUCGACGUUGACUGAAGAAACACACAACCAUUUGGUUCAAAGCUACAUAGAUACCACUUCACAGGGUAAGAAUGUUCGGAAAAUAGUCCGAGAGCAAAAGAACCAUCCCAAGAGUUACCCAUCUAAAGAUCAAGCAAGCACUGAGAACAAGCUUGUUGAUGCACAUAAACAGAAGUCCGCACAACAUUUGAAAGCUUUGAGAACCGUUAUAGCCUUACAACUUUCGUCUUAUCAAGGACACACAGAAAGUACCAAGAUUGCUAAACCCCAGGGGGUUGAAACAAAUUCUACAGUAGCAGAGGAACCUAAGAACAAAAAAUACAAUGUGUUGAGAGUGAAUUCGAAGAGAGAGAUCUCUAAGAAACUGGCUGUUAUAGCUGCUGCAGAGGCGUUGAUGAAGAUUCUAGAAUCAUGAGGAUUUCGAAUAAUUUGAUAGUUUUUGUGCGAUAGUUCUAUAUUGUAUAUUGUUAUUUAUUGACCGCUGUUAUCAUU